Molecule: messenger RNA, 1295 nt
Organism: Rubroshorea leprosula
Lineage: Eukaryota; Viridiplantae; Streptophyta; Magnoliopsida; Malvales; Dipterocarpaceae
Source: the annotation of a GenBank genome assembly
AAGAAGCCCCAGAUUUUUUCAAGAAGGGAAGAGGCAGAAUGAUGGGUGGCAGUGGCAUAGCAAACAGAUGGAGAGAACUAAGUGGCGAGAAAAAUUGGCAAGAUUUGUUAGACCCUUUGCAUGUUGAUCUCCGCAAGUAUAUUAUUCACUAUGGUGAAAGAGCACAAGCUGUUUUAGAUGCCUUCAAUAAAGAAACAGCAUCUAAAUGGAUUGGAUUCAGCAGGUAUCCGAUGGAUGGUUUCUUCUCGAGGGUUGGUUUAGAGAAGGGCAAUCCAUACAAGUACGAAGUGACAAAAUUUUUUUAUGCAAGGUCGGAGAUUCAAGUCCUUGAUUGGUUUUCCGUUGGGCAGUCCAAUUGGAUGGGGUAUGUUGCAGUGGCUACGGAUGAAGGAAAGGCUGUGUUGGGGAGGAGGGACAUUUUGAUUGCUUGGAGAGGAACUAAGAGAAAUAUCGAAGUGAUUAAGGAUAUUCAGGCAGAUUUAGUCUCGGCAGCUGAUAUUCUUGGAGAAAAUGGAGAUCCUAAGGUGCACCAUGGGUGGCACUCAAUCUACACAUCUAAGGACUUGCAGUCUACCUUCAACAAAACCAGUGCAAGAGACCAGGUUCUUGGUGAGGUUAGGAGAUUGGUGGAGUUAUACAAGGAUGAGGAAAUAAGCGUAACGAUAACCGGACACAGCCUGGGAGCAGCGAUUGCUACCCUUAGUGCCAUGGACAUCGCUGCCAAUGGUUAUAACAUCCCAAUAACCGAACCCGAAAAGGCAUGUUUAGUGACUGCAAUUGUAUUUGCCAGCCCCCAUGUUGGAGAUUCAGGCUUGAAGAAUGUAUUCUCCAAACUCAAAAAUCUUCGUGUUUUACGUGUCAACAAUGAAUUAGAUGUUGUUCCUUCGUUGCUGCAACUAGCUUACACCCAUGUUGGAGAAGAACUGGAAAUUGAAAGUGACAAAUCUAAGUAUCGAAAAAUUUACCCAGAUUUGAACACAAAUUUGAUGCUUGCUCAUCAAUUGGAGAUAUAUCUGCAUGGAGUUGCUGGUGCAAAUGAGGCCAGUGGAGAAUUCGAGCUACAAGUUGAUCGUGAUAUUUCACUAAUGAACAAAUCCUUGGGUGCUUUGAAGGAUGAAUAUUACGUCCCAGUUGAAUGGUGGACAGAGAAAAAUAAGGGUAUGGUUCAGCAAGAAGAUGGUUCCUGGAAGCUAGAUGAUUAUGUACCUGAUCCUCCGACUGAUUGAAUUUGAUGCUCGAAUUGUUAGUGAGAAAAUCCCACACCAGUUAAACAGGAAAAAAAAGGUGGACUUAAA